AUGUUUUCAACGCUCCCAGAUUUGACACCACGAGAUAUCCAUUCUCUGUGGUAUACGCCAUCCAGAAAUCCCACCCAUGCUGUUAUAACUGAGAGCGCCCCUCAAGAGGGGAACAACCACAACAAUGGCACAAACCCAUCGCGCCAGCGAGGGCAACUCAUCGAGCGCACUGCUCUACAUCGACUAGCUACAGAUGAGUUCAUCAUAUCACGGCGCAAACACAAUGUCUCCAAUUUCGGCAGCCACUGGCUGAAGCCUCCCGGUGUACCCAAAACACUGCAUCAAAUGCGUGAGGAAAAGCGCGAGCAGGAGGAACACCAGGAGGCACUCCGGCGAGAGCAGCUCGCCCAGGAGCUGGCUGAUGCAGAGGCUGAAGCUGCUGGGAUGGCAGAGGGCGAGAUGGAUGACGUGCAACUCGACGGCGCGCAAGACCUCGAUGACGAGAUUCCAGACGCAGGGGACGACUUCUUUAUGGGCGGUGAUAGCGAUGAGGACGAGGAGGAAGGCGACGAGGCUGAGGAGGAAUACGAAGACAACACCGAUGAUGAAGAAGCUGUCCGGGAGGAACGACAGAACGACCUCAUGGCAGCCCGGAUGCGGAUGACUGACGAUGCGUUUCGAGAAGCCAUUGCUCGAGGUGGCACCGAUGGCGAGGAUAUGUAUGGCGGAGAGGAGGAGCUCGAAGAGGAGUAUCAGGAACACAUACUAGACGAGACUGAUUUCGCCCACGAUGGAAUUGAGGAUGACGGGGGCAUCGAUAUGGACGCCGACUUGGACGACGACAUUCCGGAGGCGGAAAGUGGCGGGUAUGAACAUACCGACUCCGAGGCCGAACUCAGCAGCAGCGACAGAAGCCAACUGAGCGACGAUGGCUAUGGGGGUGAUGAUGCCGAAGGGGAUUCUUUUGGUCCUCGCGUAACACCUAUGGGCCCGCCUCAGUCACCCACUCACCACAGCCGUAGCCAUGGCCGUCAGUUCGCUCCGCGUGGUAGCAUGGAGUUCUCUGCCCUCCUCUCGCAAGAUGGCAGCAGCUUUAUGGACAGCAGUCCCGCACAGGGCCGACGAUCGCGGCAAUAA
Messenger RNA from Clonostachys rhizophaga, 1077 nucleotides. NCBI's taxonomy places the organism in Eukaryota, Fungi, Ascomycota, Sordariomycetes, Hypocreales, Bionectriaceae. The record is from the annotation of a GenBank genome assembly.